GUCUCUUGUGUGUGUUUUCAUGUUUUUUUUUUUUAAUGUAAAAUAGAAAAUUAUUGCCACUUCAUAGAUAAUUGCCAAAUGCCAACAGUUACAAAAGAUUACAAUAAAGUGUAAGUUAUGUCAGAUUCUUGUCUUUUUUUUAAAGCAUACAACAAACAAGAAGCAGGAUGGAAAGAAGUGAACCUUUUUCUCUUCCUUUAUUUAAUAACAACCCAUGUUCUAGUUCCUUUGUUUAUAUAAAACACAUAUAGUAUUACAAGAUCACUUUUUUUUUUUUGUUUCUUGUAAUAAUUUUCUCUAAGCAAAAAGGUUGUUGCUUUAUAUCUCAUUGCCAUUUUUCUCUCUCUCUCUCUUCCAUUUUGUAUCCAGUUCUUGCAUGUUUCUUCUUGGUUCAGAUCUGAACAUUAACCGGGGUGGUUGUUGAUUGGAGAAGGUCGAUUCAAAGGAGGGUGUGCUGCUGGUUUUUGAUAAGCAUUCUUGGUUUAUAGCUUUCAAGUCUCUGAAAGUGAUAAUUCGGAUGCCUAUGCGGGGUUAAAGAAGGUAACUUGAUGUUUUUGCUAGGAACUUGAAUGCAUCGUUGAAGUUUGUUGAGAUUUCUUGAUGAUGCUUUAAUGUAUGAUUUGUUAUGAACCUUUGAUGAUGAUGGUGAGGUAAUUUGGGUGAUUUAAGAGAUGGGAUUUUCAUGCGUUUUGUGAAAUACUGUUCUUUUGGUUGGUUUUUGUUAUACAAUAGAGGGUUGAUUUUAUAUUUGAAGUUAGAAUAUAAGACUCGAGGUUUUUGAGGGAAAUUGAUGGUAAUGGAGAAGGUCCAGGGAAGAGGGUUUUUGGGUGUUGUAUUUCUGGUCAUAGUAUUCCUAUCUGUUAGCAGUGGAGAAGCUCAGUCUAGAUCUUUUCUUGUAAACUGUGGUGCAAAUAGCAGUGUUAAUGUAGAUGGCAGGAGAUGGAUUGGUGAUUUGGUCCCAAAUGAUAAUUUCACUGUCAGUUCUCCUGGUGUCGCUGCCACUGAUUCUACAGCAAAUGGUGAUUCACUCUACAGAACUGCCCGAAUUUUUGACAAUGGUUUGAAUUAUACUUUUUCUGGAGUGCAGGGAAACUACUUUGUUAGACUCCAUUUUUGUCCAUUCCCUAUUGAGAAUCAUAAUGUGAACGAGUCCUUGUUUAGUGUCGUGGCUAAUGGUCUGAAACUGCUGGCUGAUUUCAAUGUUCCUGGUGAGAUUUCAGACAAAUAUCUGCCCUUGCAGAAUUCCAACAGCAAUUCAAGUUCUUUGUCCUUGGUCAAAGAGUAUAUUCUAGCAAUCAAUGAUGUGCUUGUGGUUGAGUUCAUUCCAUCCAAGGGAUCAUUCGGGUUCAUAAAUGCCAUGGAGAUUGUCCCUGUGAUCGGUACACUUUUUGCAGACUUGGUUCGUAGAGUGGGUGGAAGUGAUGCCAAUGUGAGCGGAAGGGGGAUUGAAACUAUGUAUAGGUUGAAUGUCGGGGGACAAGAGAUUAAACCUGAUCAGGAUUCAGAUCUUUGGAGGAAAUGGGAAGUGGAUUCCAGCUACAUGAUUACAGCCGAUGCUGGUGUUGAAAUCAAGAAUAGUUCUAAUGUCACUUAUGCUUCGAACAAUGAUUCCUCGGUGGCUCCUCUUCUUGUAUAUGAAACAGCAAGAAUAAUGUCCAAUACAGAAGUCCUGGAGAAAAAGUUUAACAUGUCAUGGAAAUUCGAAGUAGAUCCUGAUUUUGAUUAUUUAAUUAGGUUACAUUUUUGUGAGCUGGUAUAUGACAAGGCAAACCAGAGGAUUUUCAAGGUCUAUAUAAACAACAAGACUGCUGCAGAUAACUUCGAUGUUUAUGCGCGAUCAGGAGGGAAGAACAUAGCGUAUCAUCAGGAUUAUUUUGAUGCAAUAUCUGCCAAAAUCAACACCCUUUGGAUCCAAUUGGGUCCUGACACCGCAGUUGGUGCUUGGGGAACCGAUGCUCUCUUGAAUGGGCUGGAGAUUUUCAAGUUGAGCCGAAGUGGGAAUCUUGCAUACGGUGACAGAAUUGGUCCAACUGGGAAAUCAGCUAGUCAUUUAAAAUCUUGGAUUCUCUGGUUGGGGAUUGGAGCAGGUGUAGCUUCUGCUCUCAUAAUUGCAAUUGCAUGUACUUGCAUCUUUUGCUUCUGUAAAAGUCAGAGAAAUGAAAUGAGCAAUACCAAAGACAACCCUCCUGGGUGGCGGCCACUAUUCAUGCAUGGUGCUGUUUUAAGUAGCAUUGCUAAUGCUAAGGGAGGGGCCCAAACUCUGAAUGGAUCCGUGGCAGCAUUUACUAGAGUUGGCAGGCGGUUCACAUUGUCAGAGAUUCGUGCUGCAACAGACAAUUUUGAUGACAGUUUGGUGAUUGGAGUUGGAGGCUUUGGUAAAGUAUACAAAGGGGAGAUCGAAGAUGGCACCCUUGCAGCAAUCAAGCGGUCAAACCCACAAUCCGAGCAAGGCCUGGCUGAGUUUGAAACGGAGAUUGAGAUGCUCUCAAAGUUAAGGCACAGGCAUCUGGUCUCGUUGAUCGGGUUCUGCGAUGAACAGAAUGAGAUGAUCUUGGUUUACGAGUUUAUGGCAAAUGGAACUCUUAGAAGUCAUCUUUUUGGGAGUGGUUUCCCUCCAUUGACAUGGAAGCAGCGAUUAGAAGCAUGCACUGGUGCUGCCAGGGGACUCCAUUACCUUCAUACAGGAGCAGAUCGAGGAAUAAUUCACAGGGAUGUUAAGACAACCAACAUUUUGCUUGACGAGAAUUUUGUAGCAAAAAUGGCAGAUUUUGGGUUGUCUAAAGAUGGUCCAGCUUUGGACCAUACACAUGUCAGUACAGCAGUGAAAGGGAGCUUUGGAUAUCUUGAUCCUGAAUACUUCCGUCGACAGCAUUUGACUGAGAAAUCUGAUGUUUACUCAUUCGGCGUGGUGUUGUUUGAAGUUGUAUGCUCUCGACCUGUUAUAAAUCCAAGCUUGCCAAAAGACCAGAUCAACCUCGCAGAGUGGGCAAUGAAGUGGCAGCGGCAGAGGUCACUCGAGACCAUCAUUGACCCACGUCUCAGAGGAAAUUCUUGCCCGGAGUCAUUGAAGAAGUUCGGAGAGAUAGCAGAAAAAUGCCUUGCUGAUGAGGGAAGGAAUCGACCAACCAUGGGGGAAGUUUUGUGGCAUUUGGAAUAUGUCUUGCAACUCCAUGAAGCUUGGAUGCGCACCAAUGCUACUGAAACUUCUAUUACUAGCAGUCAGGCCUUGGAGGAUUUGGAACUGAGAGUAGCAGAAGAUGCACAGAGACGACCUUCCUCCUUGGACGAAGACACUGUUAGACCUCGACAUGAAGGGUGACUGAGAACCUGCUGCCGCAAUGGUUUCAGCAAACAGUAUGCAGCUGCUGGAUUUCACAAUGGAGUGGCCUAGGUAGGUGUCUAGCAAAAGCUAGAGAUUAUAUUCAUUACAGCGUUUUAUCAUAAUGGUCCAAAAUUCUUUUAUUUUGUUCUAUCAGAUUAUGUGCUUGGGGUAGCUGUGUUAUUAUAUCGACAUUAUCUUUACCAGCAAGUGGAGUGAACUAAGACGUAAUCUUGGUAGUCUUUCAUAUCUUAUUCUUUGUAAUAUAGCUUGCUAUAGUCAAGUUGACUUUCAAGUCAAUUCUUGGUGUCAUAGAAAAUUGCUACUGUCCUGCUUUUAGUA
Populus trichocarpa (black cottonwood) is the source of this 3661-nucleotide messenger RNA. Its product is annotated as probable receptor-like protein kinase At1g30570. Gene Ontology annotation, molecular function: transmembrane receptor protein tyrosine kinase activity; ATP binding. The record is from RefSeq and is a predicted model, not a curated record. The transcript has a single exon. Gene Ontology annotation, cellular component: plasma membrane; plasmodesma. The coding region runs from base 791 to 3319 and encodes 842 amino acids. NCBI's taxonomy places the organism in Eukaryota, Viridiplantae, Streptophyta, Magnoliopsida, Malpighiales, Salicaceae. Gene Ontology annotation, biological process: protein autophosphorylation.